This is a messenger RNA of Glarea lozoyensis ATCC 20868, 771 nucleotides long. RefSeq lists its product as uncharacterized. Lineage: Eukaryota; Fungi; Ascomycota; Leotiomycetes; Helotiales; Helotiaceae. The transcript has 3 exons. The record is from RefSeq and is a predicted model, not a curated record. Bases 1 to 771 code for a protein of 256 amino acids.
AUGUUCAAACUCCAUUUACUGCUUCUUCCUCUGCUGGUGGGAUGGUCGAAAGCGCAAGCUGUCGUAAAUGGUCAAAUAUGGACACCAGGCAUCGUUUUGGUAGAUGCGCCCCAGCCGAACACACCGUUGGGUGGUGAUAAGCUACAUGUCGCGCUCGAUGUCACCUCGAACGGCCAACUGCAACUCCCACCGUACCCUUCGAACCCUACAUCUGCGAUUCACAACAUCACGAUCUUCCUCUCGAGCUAUGUGACCGGAAAGAACUUCACGGUGUCAAAUGGCACCGCAGGUGCCGGUAACGCGAGUUUGGGAGAGAUCAUGGCUCAGGAGCCUUCGAGCACAGUGAAGCACAUAAAUUGGAUGUGGCCGGACUGCUUGGUUGGCGACGGAAAUCCUGACGGAUCAAACAGUUCUCGAGGAGCUUACAAUAUCUCAAUCCGACAAAACUUUCGCAUGAACGGGUCGGAACUUUACACAAUAUUCGACCUGCCGAUUGCAGUGACCAACAGCAUUCCCGCCGAUGUAGCUCGUCCUUCUUGCGAUAGCCUCAACAAUCCAAUGCUCGAUCAAGCCACCUUAGCCGCCUCUGCUAAUACCUUUACUCGAAUUGCUGGAACCAUAAUCGAGACAAACGGGCAGGGUUCUGGAUUAGGAGGUAGCAAGCCGGGAGCUUCUGCUCAAAACGGGCUGGGAGCUGCUGGUACGACUGAUUGGCAUACAAAUGUCCAUGCUUUGUGGAUUGGUACAUUAGGGCUCUUCUUGCUCUGGUAG